AUGGUUGUCGUUGAUGAGACGUGGGAAGAAGAAGACUACUUAUGGCAGAGUUCUGAUUUCCCGACGGAUACCUUGUUGCCGGACAUGAAGAUGCCAAAUGGUUUUCGGACAGGAAACUGGAACGGACUGCACUUCAAAGGUAUUCCUCGCUAUGUCAACACUGUUUCGGCCGAGCCUGGCUUGGUUUUUCGGGAGGAGAGGCUGAUAUCAUUGUCGAGGGCCUAUAAAAGCUCCAUCGUUGUCAGAGCGACAUUGGGCGUUUCUGGCUCGGUCCAACAGUUUACGAUGAAUGCAAAGAGAGAUAGGUGGAAUGUUGUUGACUCGUUCCCUCGAGAUCAGUGUGAUGGAUACGGCCACUGUGGUCCGAAUGCGGUCUGCAAAGUGGAAAGGGCCAAGAUAUGUGAGUGUUUCAAGGGAUUCAUCUCUCGAUUUCCGCAUGACUGGGAGGUUCAAGAUUGGGGUGGUGGAUGCAAGAGACUUGUGGCGUUGGAUUGUGAGGACGAACAUGGAUUUCUUGAGGUUAGACGGUGA
This is a messenger RNA of Salvia splendens (bonfire salvia), 531 nucleotides long. Its product is annotated as G-type lectin S-receptor-like serine/threonine-protein kinase At4g27290. NCBI's taxonomy places the organism in Eukaryota, Viridiplantae, Streptophyta, Magnoliopsida, Lamiales, Lamiaceae. The record is from RefSeq and is a predicted model, not a curated record. Gene Ontology annotation, biological process: recognition of pollen. Bases 1 to 531 code for a protein of 176 amino acids. The transcript has 2 exons.